AUGGCCCUCAGCGAGGGCCCGCGCGGGCCCGCGCUCAAGGCGAAGCCCGCGGGCGACGGGAAGCUCAACCUCGUCAGCGGCGACGGCGGCGGCGACGACCCAAGCCUGAUGCACCACCUGCUGAAGAUCGGCGGGCAGCUGCACGUCGUGACGUCGCAGAGCGGCGGCGAGAGGAACGCGGAGACGGGCGAGAAGGCGCCCACGCUGCUGACGCUGAAACCGAAGCUCGGACCGUUCAGCGGUCAGAUCCGCACGUUCGGAUACGUCGGCGCGUUCGUCGCCGAGCUCGCGGCGCUCAACGAGCUCGCCCAGAGAGAACAACGCGGGCACGCCGCGUCGCCGGUCCUGCGCGCGGUGAUGCGACCGACGGAGCACGUCCCGGGGUCGUGGGGGCCCGCGCCUCUGCCCGAGGAAGACUUCGCUUUAAUCUCCGGCGAAGGCGCGCCGAAGGCGAACGCGUCGCAGAAGAACGCGGUCUGCGCGCUGUCCGCCGCGCUCGAGAAGAUCCAGGGCCCGCCGGGGACGGGGAAGAGCACGACGAUAUACCACGUCGUGACGCAGAGGGUGCCGAAGGGCGAGCGGGUCCUUGUCACGUGCAGCCGCAACGUCGCCGUGGAGUCCAUCGCGCAGAAAUUGAAAGGCGCGUUCUCCUUACACUGGUCCCCAUACGACCGCGUUCGCGUGGUGAACGCCGAUCCUUAA
Micromonas pusilla CCMP1545 is the source of this 702-nucleotide messenger RNA. RefSeq lists its product as uncharacterized. Bases 1 to 702 code for a protein of 233 amino acids. Gene Ontology annotation, molecular function: helicase activity. The transcript is spliced from 3 exons. Lineage: Eukaryota; Viridiplantae; Chlorophyta; Mamiellophyceae; Mamiellales; Mamiellaceae. The record is from RefSeq and is a predicted model, not a curated record.